Molecule: messenger RNA, 3116 nt
Organism: Peromyscus californicus insignis
Lineage: Eukaryota; Metazoa; Chordata; Mammalia; Rodentia; Cricetidae
Gene: Cpxm1
Product: carboxypeptidase X, M14 family member 1
Exons: 14
Coding region: 904-3051 (715 amino acids)
Biological process (GO): proteolysis
Molecular function (GO): metallocarboxypeptidase activity; zinc ion binding
Source: RefSeq, a predicted model, not a curated record
GUCAUGCAUUGGUCCUCGGUGAUCACUCCCUUCUCAGAGUUCUCUGCCCCUCUCCUUUGGAGUGUUACAGUUGGACCAGAUGGCAGGGCUUACUGGAGGUGGCCUUAGUUGAGGAGCCCGCACGUGUGGCCUCGCACUUCUACCAGACCCUGGUUCCGUUCAUGCUGCCAGAAAGGUGCCGCCUUGAUGACAAGGUUAUUCGGUUUGUUUCCAUAGACCACGGCCCCGUACCCUUUUUUUAGGGGUCCCAGCCACCUGUGGGCGUCACUUCUUGUGGGGAUGGAAACAAAGGCAAAACAAGCACCAGAGUGCAGGUCUUCCUUUUGGGCGGGUGGCUCAGGUGUGGGGGGUAACCCAGAGGGGUCCUAGGGAAGACAGGGGUCUGAGAACUCCUGGAGGAGGAGAAGAGGGGAAGGAGGUGGAACAGGGAGAACUGGCCUCUCGUUCUUGACGCCAGCCCUCUGGUUAUCAGCUCUGGCUGCCUUCCUCGAGUUAUGUAACCCCCAAAACGUGGCAUCCCAGGGAGGGAAAAAGAGAAGAGGCGGAACGGAGGAUGGUGGUGACGAGGGGGAAGCGCCGCCUCUCUUUGCACCCCAUAGGUUGUCUUUGGAAUUAAUGGAGGACCCCUCAUCCCUCACCACCACCACCCCACGAACCUUGAGCCCUCACCCCCGCUGUAUUCCAGCGGAUUUUCCCGCUUUGUCCCACCCGCCCUAGCAAGGCACCCGAGGCUCCGGAUGGAGUUUCCUCUCCAAAGCUCACAGCCCUGCUACCUUGGCCACGUCAACUAACCGCCGCUCCGAGCCUCAGUUUACCAGUCUGUAACCUGAAGUUUGACUGAAAUUCAGACCACGUGCAAAGCGCCUGGCAUAGGUGCCCGCCGUGGGAUGGGCGCGCGGUCCGAUGGACUGUGCGGUGGCUUCGCAGGCAGACAGUGGAGGGUCGGGCACCGGUGAGGCUGCAGCACUGGGUCGCCGGGCAGGCCCCGGCCCGCCGCCGCCGGGGGUCCUCGCGGCCCACCCGAAGACCUCAGAACAGCAUGUCCGGCUGCGAGUCAUCAAGAAGAAAAAAAUCAUCGUCAAGAAGCGAAAGAAGCUAAGGCAACCCGGUCCUUCGGCGACCGCCAGGCCUUUGGUGACCACCAACCCAGCGAAGACCCUCCCUCUCCCUGAGAAACAAGAACCAGGAUGUCCCCCUCUAGGCCUGGAGUCCUUACGGGUUUCAGAUAGUCAGCUUGAGGCCUCUAGCAGCCAGUCCUUUGGUCUUGGACCACACCGAGGACGGCUCAACAUCCAGUCAGGUCUGGAAGAUGGUGAUCUGUAUGAUGGGGCUUGGUGUGCCGAGCAACAGGACACCGAGCCUUGGUUUCAAGUGGAUGCUAAGAAUUCUGUCCGCUUCUCGGGAAUUGUUACGCAGGGCAGAAAUUCUGUGUGGAGGUAUGACUGGGUCACAUCAUACAAAGUUCAGUUCAGCAAUGACAGCCAGACCUGGUGGAAGAGCAGGAAUCACAGUAGUGGGAUGGACAUGGUAUUUCCUGCCAAUUCAGACUUAGAGACCCCAGUGUUGAACCUCCUGCCAGAGCCUCAGGUGGCUCGCUUCAUUCGCCUGCUGCCUCAGACCUGGUUCCAGGAAGGUGCACCUUGCCUCCGGGCAGAGAUCCUGGCCUGUCCAGUCUCAGAUCCUAAUGACCUGUCUCCUGAGGCCCACACGCUGGGAUCUUCUGACUCUCUGGACUUCCGGCAUCACAAUUAUAAGGCUAUGAGGAAGUUGAUGAAACAGGUGAAUGAACAGUGUCCCAACAUCACCCGCAUCUACAGCAUCGGGAAGAGCCACCAGGGUCUGAAGCUGUAUGUGAUGGAGAUGUCAGACCGGCCUGGGGAGCAUGAGCUGGGAGAGCCUGAGGUCCGCUACGUGGCUGGAAUGCAUGGGAAUGAGGCCCUGGGGCGGGAGUUACUUCUGCUUCUGAUGCAGUUCUUAUGUCACGAGUUCCUACGAGGGGACCCACGAGUGACUCGGCUGCUUACCGAGACCCGUAUUCACCUGCUGCCCUCCAUGAAUCCUGAUGGCUAUGAGACUGCCUACCACAGGGGCUCAGAGCUGGUGGGCUGGGCAGAGGGUCGCUGGACCCACCAGGGCAUUGACCUUAACCACAAUUUUGCUGACCUCAACACACCACUGUGGUAUGCAGAAGAUGAUGGGCUGGUACCCCACACUGUCCCCAACCAUCACCUGCCACUGCCUACGUACUAUACGCUGCCCAAUGCCACUGUGGCUCCUGAAACGUGGGCAGUGAUCAAAUGGAUGAAGCGUAUUCCGUUUGUGCUGAGCGCCAACCUCCAUGGGGGUGAACUUGUGGUGUCCUACCCUUUCGACAUGACUCGGACGCCGUGGGCCGCUCGUGAACUCACCCCCACACCGGAUGACGCUGUCUUUCGCUGGCUUAGCACGGUCUAUGCUGGCACUAACAGGGCCAUGCAAGACACAGAUCGCCGACCUUGUCACAGCCAGGACUUCUCCUUGCAUGGCAACGUCAUUAAUGGAGCCGACUGGCACACAGUUCCUGGGAGCAUGAACGACUUCAGCUACCUACACACCAAUUGCUUUGAGGUCACUGUGGAGCUGUCCUGUGACAAGUUCCCUCAUGAGAGGGAGCUGCCUCGGGAGUGGGAAAACAACAAAGACGCCCUUCUCACGUACCUGGAGCAGGUGCGCAUGGGCAUUGCAGGAGUUGUGCGGGACAAAGACACAGAGCUGGGGAUUGCGGAUGCUGUCAUUGCUGUGGAGGGCAUUAACCACGAUGUUACAACAGCAUGGGGCGGAGAUUAUUGGCGAUUGCUGACUCCUGGGGACUACGUGGUGACAGCCAGUGCCGAGGGCUACCAUACAGUUAAACGUCAUUGCCAGGUUACCUUUGAAGAGGGCCCUGUUCCCUGCAAUUUCCUACUCACCAAGACUCCUAAGCAGAGGCUUCGAGAGCUGCUGGCAGCCGGGGCUAAGGUGCCCCCAGACCUUCGGAGGAAGCUAGAGCGGCUGAGGGGACAGAAAAAGUAAUGUCUUCAGCUGAAGAGAGCUACAUCCUUGGACAGGCCGGACCUGUCUGUAACUGAGGGAGGAGG